Molecule: messenger RNA, 1767 nt
Organism: Nematocida minor
Lineage: Eukaryota; Fungi; Microsporidia
Exons: 1
Coding region: 1-1767 (588 amino acids)
Source: RefSeq, a predicted model, not a curated record
AUGUCGUCUUUUAAUCUGAAAAGGAAAAUUAAAUACAUAGUCGGUCUAAUAAUUUUACUUCCAAUAGCUGGAGUAAUAAUUUGGAUAAAAGCAGAGUAUCAAGCAUUUAUGGGUAGAAUUUCAACAGAAGAGCCAUAUAUUGAUCUUGAAGUAGCUAGUGAGUACACUGGAGAUUUAAAUAUAACAGAAGAGAAAGUCUCUGACAGCUUAAACAAAAUAGUAGAGCUAUAUAGCGACACUUGCAGAUUAUCAGCAGCUGAUUCAAAUGGAAUGUUCAAUGUGAAUGAUUUGUUUGUUAAAGUACUUAUCGAGCACUUAAAAGAAGAUGUUCUUAGAUUUGCAAGAGAAUCUUUUACACUGUCUGAGAUAAUAGAAUUUAUGACUUCUCCAGAAGAGAGCAGAAAUCCAUAUUUAUGCGGUCUUGAUUUUAAUUCUAGUGCAGCAAUACGCAUUCCUCCAAGUUUAGCCAUCUAUACUGAUGAUAUUUUAAGCAUUUUAUUAACUUUUAUAGACCUGCAAGGGGCAGUGCAAAAAGCAUUUAUUAUACAAGAUGCCGAACCAUCUGCUGAUUUUAAGUUUUCAAAGUUCAAAUAUUUUAGCACUGUGGAACAAUUCACACUAAACAAUGUGACUUUGCACUCUAAUACGUUUAAGAACAUGGAGAGUUUUAAAGCACUUAUGAAUUUGUCAGUUGUUAAAAAAGUAAAAUUAGUUGGUGAUAGAAGUGUAAAAGUUAGCAUAGCUACUUUAAAAUCUCUAACAAUAAUAGAAUUGGAGGAAGAAGAAGUUGGAUACUUUUUGCGCUCUACAGAUAGAAGCUAUGAAAAGCUUGAUUUGUCAAUUUUCGAUGUAAAUUUAACCAAUGCUCAAGCAAUUUCUAAGCUAUCCUGUCUAUCUUCUCUAGUCCGAAUAGACUUACGCGGUAUAGUGUUUAAAGAAAUUCCAGACUUUACCUUCAUCAAGAAAGCUACGAAUCUGGAAACUCUAAAUAUGGAGAACAUAUUCUAUGGGUAUGACGAGAAGUACGAAGAAAGCUCAUUCGCACAAAUUAGAAAGAAUGUAAAUUACUUAAAUCUAAGCCAAGUUCAGAAAAAAUAUAGUACAUAUACUGAACAAGAAAAGAAAAUUAUCGACGAGAAUAAGAGGGUGGGAGAAGAGAUUUCUAUUAACACUAUUAAUGUAACUAAGAACGUUUAUUGUGAUUUGGGAGUUAGUAAUGUUAAAACAGACAUAAAUAUCGAUAUACAUGUUAUGUUUCCUCUUGAGAUAGGCGAUGACUUUUCCAAUACUGAUUCAUACUUUAUAGGCUUUUGUUUAGACUUAGAACAGAAUUAUAUAGGUGUUUUGAGUACAGCAAGCUCUAGUAAGCCAGACAAACAAUUUCUUAUCUAUGUUGACAACUUGGUGCUUCCUUUUAGUUCUUGCAAGACAAUUCAGCGUGUACUCUUCCAGAUCAACCAUGAGGUUAAAAUAUCUGAGCUAUUUAUAGACAGUCUCAUGAAAUCAACGUAUUUGUAUUCUAGCUCUAGCUCUAUUGAAAAAUUAAGCAUUUCAUCUACAAAGAGCGCAUCUGUAGACAUAAACACUAUCAUUGAAUGUGGUAAACACUUUAAAAAUUUAAAACAAGUAACAUUUCACAACGGUAGAAUAACACAGGUGUCUAUUUUAGAUAAAAAUCAAAUAGGCGUAGAUAAUACACCAGAGUACGAAGUAUACACAGCCAAUGGUGAUACUGCAGCAGAAGUAGACUUUAUUAGAAAUUCUUAG